Molecule: messenger RNA, 392 nt
Organism: Caenorhabditis elegans
Lineage: Eukaryota; Metazoa; Nematoda; Chromadorea; Rhabditida; Rhabditidae
Gene: nspb-12
Product: Nematode Specific Peptide family, group B
Exons: 2
Coding region: 31-291 (86 amino acids)
Source: RefSeq, marked reviewed
UACUGACAUUUCAAGUCACUUCAAUUCAAUAUGUUCGCCAAGUGCUUCGUCGCCGUCCUUCUCUGCGCCAUGAUCGUCGGAUCCCAUCAACAAUACGUUGUCCCAUCCUACUCGGCCGCCUAUGUUCCAUCUGCCUACGCCUACCCAUCAGUUUAUUCUCCAUACGUAGCCGCUGCAGCCUAUCCAUCAGUCUGGGCUUGGGGAUCAAACAAGAAUAAGGAUGAUGCUGCUCCACGUGCAUUUGCUCGUCCAUCUGCUCUUCUUAACAAUCAGAAGCCAACCACCGCUUGAAUUGUCGGAAAUCGAAAUUACGAACGUUUUUAUGUAAAUCUUGCAAAUCAAUCGAUCUGAAACUGCUUUUUUCAAAAAAAUUAAUAAAAUUGUAUCAUUGC